CUUGAUCAUGAUCUAGUGAUUGUUUCAAACUCAAUGGAAAUUAAAAAUAAGUUGGUUAAGAUUGUUCAGGCGAUCGAAGUGGAAUUAGGUUUGAUUGAGGAUAGGUUAGGUGAUGGGAUUGGAAAUUUAUUUGAACUUGAACUUGAUCAAAAUUCAAUUCAUAUCGAAACUUUUUCGGUUAAAACUUAUCGUGAUCAAUCAUCAGUUUAUUUAUAAAACGAAAUCAAAAACCUUGAUCGAGUUGACUAACAAAAAAAAAGAUUGGAUUCGAUUUGAUUUUUAGAUUUUCAUAAAAUUUAAGAUGUAGUAAGUAGAAUGUGUUUUUACAUAUAUUUAUUUUUCUUCUGGUUAAGAGUCAACAAACUUGCAAAAAAAAAGGAUAAAAAACAAAAAGGAUAAAAAAAAGGAAAAGGAAAAAACCAUGUGGUUUAUAUUUAUUAAGAAAUCGGUUGAGGUUUGAUCCAUUGUUUUUCUUGGAAACUUUUAUUUAUUCUGGAUUAUGUUGUUGGAUGUGUUGUAUACUAAAAAAAUCACUUAUCAAUUUCAUUUCAUUCAUUCAUUCAUUUUUUUCUUCAGUAUAUGUGUGUGACAGUGUGUAAUCUUUCGUUUUUGUUUUGGUCAUUCGUUUAUGUUUUUUUUUUGUAUUUGGAUUAUAUAUUUGUGAAACUCAGAAAUAUGCAAUUGUUUAUCUAGUU
Molecule: messenger RNA, 695 nt
Organism: Melampsora larici-populina 98AG31
Lineage: Eukaryota; Fungi; Basidiomycota; Pucciniomycetes; Pucciniales; Melampsoraceae
Exons: 2
Coding region: 34-216 (60 amino acids)
Source: RefSeq, a predicted model, not a curated record